Microplitis demolitor is the source of this 4071-nucleotide messenger RNA. RefSeq lists its product as uncharacterized. NCBI's taxonomy places the organism in Eukaryota, Metazoa, Arthropoda, Insecta, Hymenoptera, Braconidae. Gene Ontology annotation, molecular function: cysteine-type deubiquitinase activity; hexosaminidase activity. The transcript is spliced from 13 exons. Gene Ontology annotation, biological process: carbohydrate metabolic process; protein deubiquitination. The record is from RefSeq and is a predicted model, not a curated record.
GUAACUUUUUUAGACUUGCGAAACAAAAAAGAUGCUUAUUUAAAUUUAACUGCGCAUCCACAGUUUUUCAAAAAAUACAAAUUUUCAAAAUAAUAGACGUUUCAUCUCCAGGUUCGAAAAUUGGUGCUCUUUAUGUUGAUGAAAAAGCUAAAUAGUUAAUGCAGGAAUUUUUACUGCGGUAGAAAAUUUAAAGCUGUCGUAAAAUGCAUAUUAUAAUUUUUCAAUUUAAAAUAUGGACAGUUUUUUUAUAAUUAAAUAUUUGACAUUAUUCAAAUGAAAAAAAAAAACUGUUGACUUAUGCUACGGUAAUAUAUUGUGCUUCCAAUGCGGCGAUUAUGUGUACGACCGUGAGCUGCUGACUGUCGCUAAAGCACAAUGGAGCGAGUCAGCAAAAUCAUUGUGUUUAGGAGAAUUUUAUCGAGCUUGGGAACCGACACAAGUGGAAGCCGAUUUACUCAGAAAACAUCCAAGACGGCGACGUGUUGUAGAAAAUUCAACGAUUGGUCUGAGAGGUCUGAUAAAUUUAGGGAGUACGUGUUUCAUGAACUGUAUCGUUCAAGCAUUGACUCAUACUCCAUUGUUGCGGGAUUAUUUUCUCGCGGAUCGUCAUCACUGCCCGCAGCCAAGCCGCUGUUUGGUUUGUGAAGUUUCUCACUUGUUUCAAGAAUUUUACUCCGGAAGUAAAGCGCCCCUGACACUACACAAACUCUUGCACCUGAUAUGGACUCACGCGAGACAUCUGGCUGGUUAUGAACAACAAGAUGCUCAUGAAUUUUUCAUCGCCACUCUGGAUGUCUUGCAUCGUCACUGCGAAGCUGCUCCAAUUCUUGUCAAGGACAAUCCUCAUCAUUGUAACUGUAUUAUUGAUCAGAUAUUCACCGGUGGAUUGCAGAGUGACGUCGUGUGUCAGUCUUGCAAUGGAGUCUCGACGACAAUUGAUCCAUUCUGGGACAUAUCUCUAGAUUUAGGUCCUACUGCUGGUGCCUCCGGUUCAGAUACGAACGGACCGCCCACAUCUUUGCUCGACUGCUUGGAACGAUUUACCCGUGCUGAGCAUUUGGGUUCGAGUGCUAAAAUAAAAUGUAGCAAGUGUCAAACUUAUCAAGAAAGUACCAAACAACUGACGAUGAAACAACUGCCGAUCGUUGCCAGUUUUCAUCUCAAGCGUUUCGAACACUCCAGUAUUCAGGAUAAAAAAAUUUCAACUUUUAUUUCAUUUCCGGAGCAACUUGACAUGACGCCUUUUAUGUCGCACCGACGUAACGGCAACAACAAUAGCGCUGAUAUUGAAAAAAUAAUUAAGAAUGGUGAGGAUACGGCAUUCAGUGAUAAUAGAUAUUCAUUGUUUGCGGUUAUUAACCAUGAAGGAUCUUUGGAGACUGGUCACUACACGGCUUUCAUUAGACAGCAACGUGAUCAGUGGUUUAAAUGUGAUGACCAUUUGAUCACUAGAGCGAGGCUUAAAGAUGUUUUAACAAGUGAAGGAUAUCUAUUGUUUUAUCACAAACAAAUUCUUGAGUACAGCCGUAGAAAUAAAAUCUAUAAUUUUAUUUUUGAGUCACGUAGUCAUGAAACAAAAAUGGACGACUUGACAUUUGGGUCGCACAGACUAGUUCAUCUUGAUCUUAAAGGUGCACCACCACGAGUAUCUUAUUUUGAAAAGUUAUUCCCAUUGCUGAGGACAUGGGGAGCUACUGGAUUAUUAUUAGAAUGGGAGGACACAUUUCCAUAUAAUCGGGAAUUGUCUACUAUUGGGAGCAAUGGUCCCAGUAGUCUGGGUAGCGGAUAUACAAUUCAAGAAGCUCAGCAAAUUCUUCAAAUCGCUGGCGAUUGUGGUCUAGCUGUCAUACCUUUAGUUCAAACAUUUGGACAUCUCGAGUUUGUUUUAAAACACGACGAAUGGAGAUCAUUGAGAGAAGUAGAAAACUUUCCAAGCUCAAUAUGUCCAUCGAACCCUGGCACUUUACCUCUUGUAAAAUCACUAAUCCGUCAAAUAGUUUCCUUCCAUCCUGACAUACAGUAUCUGCAUAUUGGAGCUGAUGAAGUCUGGCAUCUCGGUCUGUGUGACGUCUGUUCUAAGCGGGCGAGUUUGAGUAAACAUGGAAAAUUUUCACUUUACUUGGAACAUGUAAUGGCAAUUGCUCAGUACAUUAAAGAAAUGUAUCCAUGUUUGAAGAUUAUCAUCUGGGAUGAUAUGAUGAGAUCAAUAGGCUUAGAAGCUCUAAAUGAGCAUUAUGUUGGAAAAUAUUUGGAACCUAUGAUAUGGCAUUACAAUUCACGUGAAACAUUUUCUCUUUCCCAAGAACUUUGGAAUAAAUUUAGUGCAGUAUUUCCAAAUAUAUGGGUUGCAACAGCCUACAAAGGAGCCACAGGAUCAACACGCCAGCUUCCGGUGAUAAGUCAUCACAUAAGCAAUCACGAGAGGUGGCUGGAAGAGCUCGGUACUCAUGUUAAUAAAAUAAAUGAAUUUCGUGGGGCUGCAUUUACUGGAUGGUCAAGAUACGAUCACUAUGCGACAAUGUGUGAACUUUUACCAACGGCGAUACCCUCGCUGGCACUUUGUUUAAGAGUAUGGUUGCACGGAUACUCGGAACAAACGCACAUGCAAGUUGCCAAAAGUCUAGGGUACAUUGAUCACCCGCUGCACAUUAAUCCGCAGAUUAGACCAGCUCCUAUUCCUAGUAAUUUGUCGUAUCCCGGGUGGCAAUUAACUGGCGGUAUUGAGUGGUUUUUAAAUUUUAAAAUUAAGUAUGACAAUACAGUUAACAGUGAACAAAUAUUAACGUGGAUGAAUCCAUGGCAAUUAGCCAAUAAUUAUACAAAUCCAAUGCAACUUGAGAGUUUACUUCCUGCAUUCACUGACAUGCUGCUUGAACAUUCAUCAUUAGAGUCUUACCUAAAAGUUCAAAUGGAAGCAAUAUUUUUUGCGCCGACGAUAGACGAAUGGAUUGGGACACAUUUACAACCGAUAAGGAAUAAGUUAUUAGAACUAAAACUUACUGUUGAGAACCAGAUUAAAAUUAAUAGUCGUAGUUAAUUUUAUUUAUUUAUUUAUUUAAUUAGCUUUACUUUUAUUAAUUCAAAGACUGAGUUGUUGAUGAAACAGUAACAGAGAUAAUAAUGAUCAGUGAUCUCAUUCAAAGCGUUCCAAUUCAGCUUAUUUUUUAAGAUUAAUUAAUAAUGAUAAUUAUUAUCUAACAAUUGUAAAUAUAAAUAUUUUUCUCUUAAAAAAAAUAUUUAUUUUUUAGCUACUAUAGGCAAAGAUAUAUAAAUGUAUAUUCAAUAAUAUGUCAUACUGUCAAAUUAUAAAAUUUAUCAGUCAAAUUAAUUUAGUGUAGACUUUUAGACUACUCAGGUAAAAAAAUAUUGUAGUGAUGGAAAGAAAAUGUUUGAAAAUUAAGAGCUUGAUGUCUUAGCGCAUCAGUUGUGGAAUGUCCUGUGCACUAAACAUUUAAGAUGAUAACAAAUUUACGAUUGAUAAAAUAUUCUUGUAUUUAAAUUAUUAUUCUUAAUAGCAAAGCUGAUGACUUGCUAGACUUACAAGAUUAGGACUUGAAAAAUUAUCUUGUAGGGUAGAGGUACCAUUAGUGGCCACUGCUCUAUUUCUGGACAUGAUGUACCUUAUUUUAAUCAAUGAAAAGUGUAAAAUAAAAUUUCUAUUUUAAUAUUUGGAUAAAAGUAUUUUUAAAAAUUACUUAUGUUUGCGCGCCUUGUAUAAAUUAUUUUAUUUAAACUUUUCAAGUGUCCAAAACGUCUUAAACGCUACCUUUUUUCGAUAAGAAAUCGUUUUGCUGAGUAAAAUAAUCAUUGUAAUAAUUAAAAUUUUAAACUUUUAAUCAAUUAAAAGUAUUUUUAAACAUAAAUUAUAAAAUUCAUAAUUAAUACAACAUCUUUUGAUUAUAAUAAUAAUCUGUGUAAAAAAAAAUCUUAAAAUUUUACAAAAAUUUUUUCUAUUAACUCAUAAAUUUAAACGACGGCUCAUUUCUGAGGCUCACCUGGAAUUUUUUGAAAAAGGUACAAGACCAGAGUUUUUAUUGAUUUUAAAUUUCAAAAAAAUCAGCUGACAAUUUU